UUACAUGUUUUGUUUGUGAUUACAUUGUAUAAUGUUCUUUUUGUACUUUUACUAAGUUAUCAUUAUUUUCCACAACUGACACCUCGAAUUUUUUUACCAAUAUUUUAUGAUGGAAGUAAAUCUUUUACAUUUCAUGUGGUUAAGUUAUACUUUUAUUGUGACAUUUAGUGGCUUGAAUGUAUUAUAUUCUAAACAUGUUCCUCAAAUUGUGGUCAGAUUAUAUUCAUUUGGCAAAAUUAACAAAAAUGAAAAACGUAAAAGUAUUUUUAGGUUAAUUGAGGUGCCUAAAAGUUGGUUUUCUCAUUUCUAUGUGUUUGCAUCUUUAUUUCUGCCUUUCGUUACUUUAUCUGUAUAUGGAGCAUAUUUCUAUAAUUAUAAAAGUCCAAUACUUUUGUACUUGCUUGACAAUUUUGGUUCAGUGCAAAGAAACGGCACUGUCAUGCCAGAAUCUGUUACAAUUUUAAGUUUUCUGAUUACUUUUCAAGUUUUGAGACGCUGCUAUGAAUGCUUUUUUAUCUCCGUAUAUUCUGAUUCUAAAAUGAAUCUGUCGCAUUACAUUGUGGGAUUAACUUUCUACUUUGGUGUAGGUUUAUCGCUUGUUCACGACGCUCCUGGUUUUGAGAGAUAUACAUAUAAAUCAAAUGAGGUGUAUGAUUUGCAUGAAUGGUGUACACCUGCCCAUUGCUUUGGUUCUGUUUUGUUUCUUACAGCAUUCCUUUUGCAAUUUGAAACACAUAAAGCAUUUGCAGCUUUACGAAAAUCAGGUGACAAAGUUGUAUCUACCGGCCAUUAUAUUCCUUCAUCUGGUUUUUUUGAAUAUGUGUCCUGUCCCCAUUACUUUGCUGAAAUCAUUAUGUAUUUAGCUGGCAGUGUGAUUUUAGGAGGGAGAAGUUAUACAUGGUGGCUUGUGUGUCUGUGGACUGUAUCGGGUCAAAUUAUGACUGGAUUAAUGAGUCACCAAUGGUAUCAGAAAAAUUUUAAAAACUAUCCUAAAAAGCGAAAAGCUGUCAUUCCAUUUUUACUGUGACAAAAAUUUUUUUUUAUAAAUUUUAUCAACAUUGAAUAAUUUAAUUAUUCUGACCUAUGCCCAGUUAUUCAAUAUUGCAAUUUUGAAUUUGUAUUUAAUGUUGAUUAUUUAGUGGAGUUUUCUCUUAUACUUUAUUCAGACACAAUUAAGGGUUUGGAGCUUAUUAAUAAUGUUUAUUAAAACUUAGGGUGCUAUUUUAAAUCACCUAAACGAUGGAAAAUGGGCCUGGAUGUUCCUUUAAUGAACAUCAUUUUUUGUUUUUGUUUCUUAUUGGAUUAUUGUUAAUAUUAAUUAUAAUUUAUUCAUUGUUACUACACAUUAUAUUAAAAAAUUUUUUUUAGAAGAAUAAAUAAAUAUCACCAUUUGUUUUUAUACAUCAAAUCACUUAAUUGUUUUUUAUUUCAAAAAAAUAAAUGAAUAGAAAAUCUAAUAUUGAGAUAGGCCAUGGUAUAACAAUCAGUAACAUAUUUAAAAAUAAUUUUGAAAAGUUCUUUAUCAAUUUAAACCAUUUAAAACUGAUUUCCUUUUUAUUUGUUUAGCUUUAAAUUUUCCCAACUUAUUUCUAAAUUUGAAUCAAUAUGUUUGAAAAUAGGUCAUCUGCAAUGAAUUUUCCUAUGAAAUGACCUUUUCUUAGGUUCAUUGAUUCAAUUUAAUUCCAUAGUUGCUAAUUUGAUUUCAAUUUUUAAUCCCAUAAAUUAAUCGUGAAUUUCAUGCCUGUAAUUUUUUAUUGCCAAGUUUAGCUCAAAUAUUCAAUGUCUAUCCAUUAUAUUUCUAAUUUUUCUCUCUUUCUAUCCCAUUAAAAAAAAGGACAAUACCAGUACUUAACACUUUUAAUAGCCCUUCUUGAUUUUUUGUAACUUGAGAUAAGGAGUAUAAGAAGAAGUGCAAGUGCAUUUUUAAUAGUGCAGUGAAACCUCUAGAAAAGACCACCUCUUUGUAGUAACCUUCUUAAUAUACGACCAUUUUUGGGAAGCAUGGAGUUUUUUCUGUAGACAUUGUAUUGAAGAAAAACUUUAUGAGAGACCGUCAAAAACUUUUCCAGCGACCGGGCAAACCUCCACACCAAUUGCAAUAGAGGUCAAAUAAGGAAACUUGAAAAUAUAUCAAAA
Messenger RNA from Parasteatoda tepidariorum (common house spider), 2136 nucleotides. Its product is annotated as polyprenal reductase. Lineage: Eukaryota; Metazoa; Arthropoda; Arachnida; Araneae; Theridiidae. The record is from RefSeq and is a predicted model, not a curated record. Gene Ontology annotation, molecular function: 3-oxo-5-alpha-steroid 4-dehydrogenase activity. Gene Ontology annotation, cellular component: endoplasmic reticulum. Gene Ontology annotation, biological process: polyprenol catabolic process; dolichol-linked oligosaccharide biosynthetic process.